GUAGAACAGGAUGGCUAGAAUAGGCUGGAGACUUGCUGGCACUGAGCCUCCAGUAAUUCAUCAAUUAAAGUUCAGCUUUUCCUACCCCUCCACUGGAACCAGUUCCGGCAGCGGUCUCUGCUCAGGUUGACAUUCUCAGUCCUGUUUGCUGGUGUUUCCUCAUUUCAUUGACCUCUCAAGGUUAAGAGUGCCCUGGAGCUCUGCCUUCGGAUUGCUUUUCUUCUUUCUCCUCCUUCAUUCUAUGAGCUUUAAAUUCCACUUAUAAGCUGGUCCCCAGUUCUUUGUGAAUCAGCUAAUUGAGGCCAGGCUUGGCAAAAUGAACCUCUCAACUGUGGGUCUGGAUGGACUUAGCUCAUCACUAUGGACUGGACUCAGCUUCCCUCUCUAGAAAAUUUGCUCCAUGAAGGAACACCAGAUUGCCAUCCCUGGGGAACAGAAUGCAACCAGGGAUCUGGAGAGCUGUCACAUUCCAAGAAAUAUUUAAAUUGUGCUGAUUUUCUUCUGGAGAACUGAGCCCAGGGAAUGAAACUCUCCAUCAAGUCAUAGCUUUGCGGGCAAUAGAUCAGAGGAUAUUGCCAGUUUUCUAAUGGAUUAUUGUUAUCGGGCAGGUUUUCUCUGAAGGGUUCAUUCACUUACCCAGCUAUCUAAAUCUGCUCAGCUUCCAGGUCUAGUGCUAAAACUUGUUUUACUUCAUCUACUGCUUCUCAGCUGCUGUUACAUCCUUCUUGAAUGGAAUUCUGGUUAACUCAUAUUGUGCUUGACAACUUCUUUUUGAUAGAUUCACCCAGAAAGCACAACCCUGAUUUUGCCUGAGAAGGACUUCCAAUAGAACCUGAAAUGAGAAUGCAACCUGGGAGAAUUUCAUUAUUCCAUGAUACCAUAAUACCAUGUUCAGGUGCAGUUGUCUGUAUCUAGUGUACAUAGCAAGAAUCCUGUUUGGUAUGGUCUCCAAUAUCUGAUGUCUGUUCCAGAGAUGCAGUGUAACAACAUUUUCUGUACAGGACAGAUUAUGACAGCUUCUUUCUUAAGGCCAUAGCUUCCUAAUCAAUAAAGUAAUUCCUACCAUGGGAGAAUGAAAAGGAAGAGAGACUGAAAGGAUAGAAUGUUUAAAUUUUGUCAAAUGAAGCAUAUUUUUGAAACACUUGAUAAAAUGAGAUGCUUGAGAAAACGUUCCACAGUAUCAUUCUUGGGAGUUCUUGUCAUUUUCCUUCUCUUUAUGAACUUGUACAUUGAAGACAGCUAUGUUCUGGAAGGAGAUAAACAACUUAUAAGGGAAACAUCCACACAUCAGCUGAAUUCAGAACGUUAUGUGCAUACUUUCAAAGAUUUAUCUAAUUUCUCAGGAGCCAUCAACGUCACCUAUCGCUACUUAGCUGCCACGCCUUUACAAAGAAAGCGGUUUCUUACAAUUGGACUUUCAUCAGUGAAACGAAAAAAAGGAAACUAUUUACUCGAGACAAUCAAGUCAAUUUUUGAGCAAUCCAGCUAUGAGGAGCUGAAGGAAAUUUCAGUGGUGGUUCACCUAGCAGACUUUAAUUCAUCCUGGCGUGAUGUCAUGGUCCAGGAUAUUACACAGAAAUUCGCCCACCACAUUAUUGCAGGAAGAUUAAUAGUUAUACAUGCUCCAGAGGAAUAUUACCCAAUCCUGGAUGGCCUUAAGAGAAAUUACAAUGAUCCAGAAGACAGAGUCAGAUUUCGUUCUAAGCAAAAUGUAGACUAUGCUUUUCUGCUUAAUUUUUGUGCCAAUACUUCAGACUAUUAUGUAAUGCUUGAAGAUGAUGUUCGAUGUUCAAAAAAUUUCUUAACUGCCAUCAAGAAAGUCAUUACAUCCCUAGAAGGAACCUACUGGGUAACUCUUGAGUUCUCUAAGCUUGGCUACAUUGGAAAACUUUAUCAUUCUCAUGAUCUCCCACGUUUAGCACACUUUUUAUUAAUGUUUUAUCAAGAAAUGCCUUGUGAUUGGCUAUUGACUCAUUUUCGGGGUCUUUUAGCUCAGAAAAAUGUGAUCCGUUUUAAACCAUCUCUCUUUCAGCACAUGGGUUAUUAUUCAUCAUAUAAAGGGACUGAGAAUAAGCUGAAGGAUGAUGAUUUUGAAGAAGAGUCAUUUGACAUCCCUGAUAACCCUCCUGCCAAUCUAUAUACCAACAUGAAUGUUUUCGAAAAUUAUGAAGCAAGCAAGGCUUAUAGUAGUGUUGAUGAGUACUUUUGGGGGAAACCACCUUCAGCAGGAGAUUUCUUUGUGAUUAUAUUUGAAAAUCCGAUUUUAAUUAAAAAAAUUAAAGUGAGUACUGGAACAGAAGAUCGGCAAAAUGACAUUUUACAUCAUGGAGCCCUAGAUGUUGGGGAAAAUGUUGUAGAUUUCAAACAAAGUAGACAAUGUGUUACUUACUUAAGACUAGGGGAAUUCAAAAACGGAAACUUUGAAAUGUCGGAGGUGAAUCAAAAAAUUCCAUUUGACAUAAAUUGUAUAAGGAUAUAUGUUACCAAAACACAAAAGGAAUGGCUGAUUAUUCGGAGUAUUAGCAUUUGGACUUUUUAACCAAUUAAAUCGAUAUGUCCAGUUAUUGAAGCAGGCUUUCCUGUUUCCCUUUUUGCUACCUUCCUCUUUUGCUACUUUUGUCUGUUGGAGGGAAAGCAAUGGAUGGAAUAUUUUCAAAGAAAAGUCUAAUCAUUUUGGCAGUUUUGAUUUACAUAUUGUCAACAUAAUUUUAUUCUAAUCCACACUUGUAUUUAUUUUAACUCUUGAAGUUGAGAAUCACUCCAUGGUUAAUGCUACUUCCAUUUAUAUUUUUAUGUGAUCAUGUUAGUUCCAAAAUUUCAACUAAAUGUCAAAAAGGUGACAUGAAGGAUUUAAAAUGAGAAAAUUUAGUUUGUUGGAUGGUGAGUCUUGAAAAAUAGUUGCCAACUGUAUGCACUUCCUCAAAAUUAAACAUUCAUUAUAUCAUCAGAUAGCUUUCAUUAAGCAUCUGUGUGAAUAUGCAGUUGGUUAGAAUGAUAAUCCAUUUUUUUCCUGUAAACAUAGGUUCUCAUAGACUUCUGUGCAUCUACAAUGAAUACCUCCUCAUAGAAAUAUGUCUUUACAACAGAAUUUUGUGCGUAGCUGGAGUGAUGGAAAGAAAAAAAUUACUUAACAAUAUUUCUCCCCUGAUUAUUUAUUAAAAGGGGCAUUGUUCAUUGUAUAAAAACACUUAAUUGAGCACCUAUUGUUAAUAAAUUUUCUGUGGGAAGCAGUCUUUUUCUAGAUUCCCUUUUGCAAAAAGAAUAGUUAUGCUCAAUAUUUUCACGUUAUAUUGGGUACCUACCUUUAAUAGACGAAAUUAGAGAAGGCCUAUACUUAGUUCAUUCUUACAAACAUUUUCAGUAAAUGCAGAAAAUUUUUGAAAUUGAUUUUAUAUGUUUUGUAUUAAAAUUCAUACAAUUGAAAUUGUAAUCAUAUACUUUCUUUGAAGUUUAAACAGACAUCUUAUAAAAGAGAAAAGUAGGAAACAUAGAAAUCAGUUGACUUUUCUAUAUUCAGAGCUAAUUCAAAGGAAAACCAAAGUGAGAGACCAGUUGUACUGAUAUCCAGACAGUACCCUCUCCCUUAUGUAGUGAUUGCUCCUCACAUAAAUUCUGCUUUCUGUUCGCCUCUACCUAAGGCUCAGAUAGCAAGUUAUGCUAUCUUGAAAUGGCUAGUAUAACUCUUCCAUAAGUCACAUUUUCAUUCUGUGGAAUAAGCCUAAAGUAUCUGAAAUGAUAGUCUUGUAUAUGCCCCCACAUGAUGAGCAAACUUGACUUUUACUCUAAGGAACUGGACAAUUGUGCCUAAACCAUUUGUCCUCUUAAAGCAUUUCAGGAGACCUUAGUGCAUCCUAAAGACAUUGGUUGUCCAGAACGCCCUGAACUUAUCUGACCCUUUCUAUCUUUUGACAGACAGCAGAGAUAAAAGGGUUUACUAUGAAGAUAUGAAAAGUACUUCAUGCAUGUUUAUGGAGAGGCUCAAAUGCUUAUGUUUUGAUAGAUUGGAAAGUAUUUUAUUCACUCUAUCCAAAUUGAUUAAAUUAGAAACUCGUAAAACUGGGAAUUUUUUCUUUUAUUGAUACAAUAGCUACUGUGUAUUUUCUUUGCAUCCAGUUGCUAUAGUAUAAUAAAGAGAAAAUAUGAAUCUAUAAAUAUUAAUAUUUUGUUGCACUACUAAGUCUUAAAGUCAUAGGAAAAAUGAACACUGCCACUAAACUAUAAUCUUUGCCUUGAUUUGGAGGAUAUUUGCCAGAUGUUUGAAGAUCCUCUAUUUUCUUGGCUUUUCUCAUCCUCUUUCAUUAACUGGCUGGUUGCAUAAUAUUCUCCAUAUAUCUCAGAAAUUACAAAUAAUCAUUUUUCUGCACUUUUAAUGACAAAAGGUACACAACAAAGACAUGUAAUAUCAAGACUUAGGCAGACUCCAUGAAGUGAUUGUAAAUUUCUCAGAGUCUGCAUAGGUUCUGAAAGUGUUUCCAAAGACCAGCCAUAGACAUCAACUUCUGGAAAAUGCUUCAAGAAAUAUUGCCGAGGGUAACAGUGAAAUCGAAUGUUUGCUAGAGAAUUAUAAAUGCAAAGUGAUUUUAAGGUUUUACAUUUUACCUUAAACUUGAUCUUUUCAUUAUGGAAACCAGAUUUGAAUAAGCUGGUCAGUCACCUAAGGAUGUCUUUAUGUUUUCUUUAUAGAUUGAGUGGAGGUCAACUUUUUAAGGAAAGACUUUGACAAACAAAGCUUCUCCAUUAGAGAACAAGGGGACAAAUAACCUUUCUCUUUCUAAAAGAUACAUUCUUUAUAUGAGUCAACGUUGCAUUCCCUAUAUUUAAAAAUUCUGAAAAAGGCUCCUGUAAUCUUGUCUCAGAGGCAUCGAGCAAAAAGUUAUUAGGUUUAAUUAUAGUCAAUCUGUUAUUAAGCAUUAUGUCUCAUCAAUGUCUCUUUGUAGUAGGUUUUUUUAAAUACAUAUUAUUUUCUUUGUUACAAAUAUCCAUUGAAAAACACUGGAAUGUAGCACAAAAGUCGAGUUAUUUAACUGCUACGUGAAUACGAUGCUGACAGGGUUUGAGCACAAAAUAUGGUAUAUACCUUAAAUAAUGUCUCAAUUUGUUUACUUUAAAUUGACUAAAAAGCUUAUUUACAUUUAAAUUUCUUCUCCCUAAGGAAGCCUUUUCAGCAUUUAUAAACAUCAAAAAAAAGCAUUCAUAAAAGCACAAUAAAAAUAUGGAAAUUAUACAUUUUUGGAAGAUACACAUUAUAGCAGCAAUAACAUGUCUGGAUAUAAAAAUACAUAAAAAGUGUUAAUAUAAGCACUGUUGCAUUAUCAUCAAAAAAACUAUAAAUUUUGUAAGAUAGAUAUUUUCCAGAUUAAAAAUAUAAUUUGGAAACCAAGCAUCAUUUAGAACAACUUUUCUCAUAUAGCUACACUUAUGAGACUAGAACAUUCCAUUGUUACUGAACCAUUAUUCUCUGGGAAUUUUUAUAAAGCUGUCAUAGAAAAACUAUCCUGUACAAUAAUGGCACCCAAAUGAAACAAAUAUUUACAAAUUACAAGGUAUGGUAGGGAAAGCACUUGCUCUUCUAAAUGUCCAUAUGGCAAACAUCACUCAAUAUUUGCCAGUUUGUCACAUGUCCUUUAGAACAUGACACCCUGGAUUAACAUGGAAAACUCUACUCAAUGUCCUCUGACAUCUGAAGAUAACAGUGUGAUCUCUUCCCUUGCCUCAUCAGUAUUUCCAUUAACACUGUUGAAGAUUACAUUUAUUUUUAUCACCAUGCUGCUACUGACUAACAAAGCUCACACUCAAAUUUCACAAUUUUUAUUACAUGAUCUCCUGAUAAAACCUGAUUUGAUAUUUUGUGUAUGUUCAAUUGAUUUCUUGAAGGUUUCUUGUAAAAUUUAGUAUUAAUUUCAAGAGAAUUUCAUUUUUUUUCUUCUGAUCCAUGACUCCCUACUUUCCAGCUUUUGAUUCCAUCAUUCGAUGUUUUAACAUAACUCCCCAGCUUUCUGGUACCACAGAUUUGGUAUGUGUGCCUUUUGUCCUCUCAGGAAAUACAUUUAAAGGGUCAGGUAGACCUGAGUUUGAAACCCAGUUCUGCAAUUACUGACCUCCAGAUAUUAGGAAAGUUAUUUAACCUUUAUGAAACUUAGUUCCUUCAUCUGUGAAGUUGAAUUAUUUUACCUUGUAGGCUGUUAGAACUGAAAAGGAGAUAAAGUAAUCAAUCAAGAAAUAAAUGUUUCUUCUCUUUUUAGCCACAUUAUAUAUGUUAAGAAAGGAUAUGGCCCUUCAAAACACUACCAGAGGCCUUCAUCCUGACCAAUAUCAACUUCAUUACCCACUAGAAAUGUCAUCCAGACCACCUUUUUAUAUUUAUAUUGUUAAAGAAUAUCAUGUAGGAUUAUGUAAAUGCCUUCCUAAAAUCAAGAUAUAUUUCUAUCAUUCUAUUAUUACUCUAGAAACCGCAUCCAAAAUUUGUAACAGUUGUUCCUAAUAUUCCCACUGUAAAUAUUAAUGAUCAUUUCUUUUUAAGAAAUCUAAACCCAUUUCUUUUGAAAAAUUAAGAAAAAAAGGCUUUUUGUAAUUUCUAAAAAUUUGCCCAGUAUCUCCAGUAAACUCACAGAGCUACAGUUUGCCGAGUCUUUCUUUUUUUAAUAUCAAGUUUAUAUUCUUUUGUCUGUUUUUUCCAUUACUGGCAAAAGUUAUCAGUGCACUAGCUUAUAAAUUACCUGUUCAAACUUGAAAACAGGCUUCCUCUCCUUGUCUACCUUGAGUUUCAUUGUUUCAUUGUUUAGAUUUCUACUCCUUUGAAUUUCUUCUCGGUUCAUUUGAGGAUUAUUCUUGUCAGAAGGAAGAAGGUCAUAACAAAAUGUAAUUUGGUUAGUUCUUGCUCGUUGUCUGUUUGCUUUUAACUCUUUUUGAAUGUUCCAAAAUUAUCGCAUCAUUCCAUAUAUGGGUGUGUGUAUCUAUGUCUAGAUAGAUCUGUGUGUGUGUAUAUAUUUGAGUAUAUGUGUAUUUGUGUGUGUGUGUGUGUUUGUGAGAGCAAGAGGAAUGAGGAAAAAAUGACAGAGAGGUAUGUGUAUCCUUAGCAUUAUUUUUACAACCACACCUCCACUUAUUCUUGGCUUCAGUGUUCCUAACAUACUGCUUUCCUGGUUGUGUCUCCCUUCUGAACUGGCUUAUGGUUAUGUAUCCAUAAAUAUUUUAUACAUGAAAAUAUGAAUACAUUUUAUAUAUGAAAAAUCAUAGCUCAUUAGAAAUUUCUGUACAACAUUUUAGAGUGUCUAAAUUCCUUAAAAGCUUAUUUGUUUAUUAGAAGAUCCCAUGUCUCUCAGAACAGGACUUGAUUUUUAGAAUUUCAACUUUAAAUUUAUUUUAUUUGAAUUUUUUAACAUUUGAAGAUUCAAAUAUGAGUUGCAAGGCAUUCUCUUUCUAAACUAUAAAUAUUAUGAAAACAAGGUCAUACUGUUCCAAAAUUCUUAUCUCUCCCACCUCAUUAAUCUGCUCAUCAUGGUUACUCUGACUUAAGUCCAGAGUAGUGCUCAUUUCAUUAAUUCCAAAAUCUUCUGAGAUGCAUUAAUGUUCUAUUUUGAGCAUUGAAAUUGAAAUGUAGAUUUGAGGCCAUUUUCUAGAUAAUUGGAUCUGAACAUCUAUUCUGAAAAACUCAUACAUAUUUGAGACCAAAGUAGUUUCUUAUUUGAACUAUUGCUUCAGCUUCCCAUUUUGCUCUGUCUAGAUAUUCUCUUCAAAAAUUCACCCAAAAGUUCAAUUUAUUAUGUGAUAAAAUGAGUAAGAUUUUUAUGCUCUUAGAAAAAUAUAAUCACAUUAAGAAUAUAGUAUGAGCAAAUUUCAUGUCUUAUUGAAAGAAAAGCAGUACCCUGCAUAGCCAU
Zalophus californianus (California sea lion) is the source of this 7877-nucleotide messenger RNA. RefSeq names its product MGAT4 family member C (gene MGAT4C). The transcript has 17 exons. Lineage: Eukaryota; Metazoa; Chordata; Mammalia; Carnivora; Otariidae. The record is from RefSeq and is a predicted model, not a curated record. Gene Ontology annotation, biological process: protein N-linked glycosylation. The coding region runs from base 1103 to 2539 and encodes 478 amino acids. Gene Ontology annotation, molecular function: acetylglucosaminyltransferase activity.